AUGAGGAUCCAGCUAAACCAGGCUCCGACUGCAGGCCCCAAUGAUGUAUUGAUCAAACUCAACGCUACGGGCAUCUGCCUCAGCGACAUCCAUUUCAUGCUCAACGACUGGAAUCUGCCCAAGAUGUCCGAGACCGGCACCAAGUGUGCAGGCCACGAAGGCGCUGGUGUGAUCGUCAAGGUCGGUGAGGGCGUCAAGACGCUCAAGGUAGGCCAGCGUGCCGGCUUCAAACCCAUCCAGAACGUCUGCCAUACCUGCGAGUACUGCAAGACGGGCCGGGAGACAUAUUGCCUCAAGGCCAUAUUUACCGGUGGCUUUUGUGACGGCUCCUACAAACAAUAUGUCGUCUCUCCGGAGAAUUAUACCACUUUGAUUCCUGACGGCGUUUCUGACUACGUGGCCGGUCCGGUCAUGUGCUCGGCAUCUACCAUCUAUGCAUCCAUCAAGGAGUCCGGCCUUCGCCCAGGUCAGUGGGCUGUGUUCCCGGGCGGCGGUGGCGGUGUCGGUAUCCAAGGUGUGCAAUUGGCAUAUGCAAUGGGAAUGCGGCCGAUUGUGGUAGACACCGGGGACGAGAGGAGGAAACUCUCCUUGGCUAUGGGCGCCGAGCACUUCGUCGACUUCAAGGAGGGCGAUCCGGUCAAGCAAGUCUUGGAAUUGACUGAAGGCGGCGCCCACGGCGUCUUUGUUACCGCGGUCCAGUCUUAUCCCAUUGCUCUGGGAUAUCUGGGUGCCCGUGCAGGGGCUCAGAUCAUGUGUAUUGGUCUUCCUCCACACGGCAAAUACCAUAUUGACGUGGAUCCCACGCCUCUGAUCUUCCGCAACCAGUCUAUCAAGGGGACGUUGGUUGCAAGCCUAGCGGACAUUGAUGAGACUCUGGAUUUUGCCAAACGAGGCAAACUCCGCCUAGAGCCGACAGUCGUGGGAUUGAGUAAGUUCAACGAAGUGGUCCAGAAGCUCAAGAAUGGCCAGGUUGCAGGCCGGAUGGUCGUCGACUUUAACCUGCCAUAA
Exophiala dermatitidis NIH/UT8656 is the source of this 1008-nucleotide messenger RNA. Its product is annotated as alcohol dehydrogenase. Gene Ontology annotation, molecular function: oxidoreductase activity; zinc ion binding. Lineage: Eukaryota; Fungi; Ascomycota; Eurotiomycetes; Chaetothyriales; Herpotrichiellaceae. The transcript has 7 exons. The record is from RefSeq and is a predicted model, not a curated record. Bases 1 to 1008 code for a protein of 335 amino acids.